AUGUCUUCUCAACUUCAUGCUCACCCCAGCUCCAUACCCUCACAGAUUCUAUAUACCCUUCUCACUCCUAUCACUGUGCCGUCCCAGCGCGCACGCUUCACAAAUUGGGGCCAGACUUUUCAUUGCACCCCUCUAGCUAUCUUUGAACCAGAGAAUGAAUUCCAGUGCGAGCUCAUUCUAGAGCUUGCACGUCGCGAAGGAAAGGUCGUGAGGGCUGUUGGCGUCGGUCACAGUCCAAGCGAUCUUGCAUGCACCAAUGGAUUUAUGUUGCGAACGACGAAGAUGAAUCGGGUUUUAGAGGUGAACGCAGAAAAGCGCUAUGUGGUUGCCCAAGGCGGUAUCACGCUUCAUGAGCUCCACAUUGAGUUGGCAAAGAGCAACCUGGCCAUGAUGAACGUUGGUUCCAUCUCUGACCAGACGCUAGCGGGCAUCAUAACAACCGCCACCCAUGGUUCUGGCAUUGGUUAUGGAGUCAUGUCCACCCAUGUUAUGUCGUUGACGCUUCUCCUUGCUGAUGGCUCUCGCGCCUCAUGCUCGCUUAACGAACGUUCCGAGCUAUUUAUCGCCACGCUUUGCGGUCUGGGGGCGACGGGCAUCAUCCUUUCCGUUCAAAUGGAAGUCGAACCCGCGUAUCGCUUGAAGGAGUACCAAGAGUCGCUUCCAUUCGACGAAGUUGUUUCAAAUUUUGACAGACUUGUCUAUUCGGCUGAACAUGUCAGAUUUUGGUGGUUUCCCACCGCUGAUAUCAUACGCUGCAGCUACGCUGAUCGAACAACUGAGCCCAAAAAACCAGCGGGAAGUUGGCUAUGGCAUUCCUUCUUGGGCUACCACGUUGUCCAGUUGCUAUUGUUUCUCGGGCGGUUUUUCUUGUUCCUUAACCCCUGGAUUGCCAACUUUGCUUGUUGGCUCAUCAGCAAUAAAUCUAUUGGAGUUGAUGAUGGCCAUCACAUAUUUAAUGUGGACUGUCGGUAUCCGCAACACACAACGGAGUGGGCAAUUCCGUACGAAAACGCUGAAGCCUGUCUUCGAGAUUUGAGGUUUUGGUUGGCAGCAGAACACGAAGACCCACAUGGACUAAGACCUCAUUUCCCAAUUGAGAUUCGGUUUUCUGCACCAGACGAGAUAUUUCUCAGUCCCAGCAACGGUCAUCGUACAUGCUGGUUAGGAAUAGUCCAAUACAAGCCAUACGGCUUCAAUGUUCCAUAUCGAAAGUUGUUCGAUGGAUACGAACGCAUCGUAUCUCGUCACGGUGGCCGUCCUCAUUGGGCGAAAGCCCAUCGACUGUCGCCGAACACCCUUCGACAACUAUACCCCGCCUUCGAUGAUUUCACUCGGGUGCUUGAAAAUGUUGACCCAUUUGGUAUGUUCCGAAACGAAUAUGUUCAACGACACAUAAUGGGAAGGCCAAUCGACGUACGAAUCUUCAAGAAGCGCCAAUUGUAG
Molecule: messenger RNA, 1443 nt
Organism: Laccaria bicolor S238N-H82
Lineage: Eukaryota; Fungi; Basidiomycota; Agaricomycetes; Agaricales; Hydnangiaceae
Product: gulonolactone oxidase Lgo1
Exons: 5
Coding region: 1-1443 (480 amino acids)
Cellular component (GO): membrane; mitochondrion
Molecular function (GO): D-arabinono-1,4-lactone oxidase activity; FAD binding
Source: RefSeq, a predicted model, not a curated record